Messenger RNA from Globicephala melas (long-finned pilot whale), 5879 nucleotides. RefSeq names its product maestro heat like repeat family member 1 (gene MROH1). The record is from RefSeq and is a predicted model, not a curated record. Gene Ontology annotation, molecular function: protein binding. Lineage: Eukaryota; Metazoa; Chordata; Mammalia; Artiodactyla; Delphinidae. Gene Ontology annotation, cellular component: cytoplasm.
CGGGCUGCCGCGCGCCGGGCCACGGUUGGCGGGGGGGGCGGUGGCCUCGCCGCGUGGCCCCGCCCACUCCGGUCAGCGGCAGGCGGGAGGGCGGAUGCCGGGCUGCGGCUGCCGCGGCUCCUCAGAUGCUUUCCAGAAAGGGGAAACACCUUGCUGAUGCCACCAGCUUCAAACCAGUCCUCUCCAUCUGCUUUCUGUCUGCCUGGGAUUCCUGGAAGCUUCUGGUUUGAAGACAGCUGUCCAUGUUCACACCGGGCGAGAGGAAGCCACGGCCACAGCAAUGAGCGAGUCAUACGUGAAGAGGCUGUUCACCAUUCUGCUGGACGCUGUCACCGACAAGGACCCUCAGGUGCAGGAGCAGGUGUGUGGCGCCCUGUGCGCCCUCGGAGAGUCACAGCCUGAGGAGGCUCUCCGCGCCUGCGAGGAGCACCUGCGGCUGCAUGACAAGCUGGCGCAUCCGUACCGGACGAUGAUCCUGAGGGUCAUGGAGACGGUCGUGAGCAGUCACCUCGGCGAGCUGGACAAGGGCUUGGCCAGGGCCAGCAUCCUCCUGGCCUCCAGCGAGAUGACCAAAGUGAAGGAACUGGUUUGUGACUGGCAGCAGGCCGCCAGCAACGUCCUGGUGGCUUUGGGAAAGCGUUUCAUCAGCAGCGUGAUGGAGGAGAUACUGAGCAAGUUCCAGCCCGGGGUCCUGCCGCACCAUUUUGUCGUGCAGACGCUCGCCAACCUCUCAGUUUCCAAUGUGUUCGGCGUGGUGCCCUUCCUGACGUCCAUCCUGAGCACCAUGCUGCCCAUGCUGAGUGCAGCCAAGCCCGACUCGAUGAGGGUGGUGUUCUGCUGUGCUCUGCAGCGCUUUAGCGAGAGCACCCUGGAGUACCUGGCCGACCUGGACCAGGCCCCCGACCCCACGGUCAGGAAGGAUGCCUUCGCCACUGACAUCUUCAGCGCCUACGACAUCCUCUUCCACCACUGGCUGCAGAGCCGGGAAGCCAAGCUGCGGCUCGCUGUGGUGGAGGCCCUGGGGCCCAUGAGCCACCUGCUGCCCAGCGAGAAGCUGGAGGAGCAGCUCCCCAGGCUGCUGCCUGGGGUCCUCGGCCUCUACAAGAAGCACGCCGAGACUGUCCACGUGUCCAGGAGCCUGGGCCAGAUCCUCGAGGCGGCCGCAAGCGUGGGCAGUCGCACGCUGGACGUCCAGCUUGACUCACUCCUGGCUGCCCUGCAUGCUCAGAUCUGCGUGCCCGUGGAGUCCUCGAGCCCCCUGGUGAUGAGCAACCAGAAGGAGGUGCUGCGCUGCUUCACGGUGCUGGCCUGCUGCUCGCCUGACCGCCUGCUGGCCUUCCUGCUGCCCAAGCUGGACACCAGCAACGAGAGGACCCGUGUGGGCACCCUCCAGGUCGUGAGGCACAUCAUCAACUCGGCCGCUGCGCAGAUGGAAGUCAAGCAACCCUUCAUUCUCUCCUCCAUGAAGCUUCCUCUUCUGGACACCAACAGCAAGGUGAAGCGGGCCGUGGUGCAGGUGAUCAGUGCCAUGGCCCAUCACGGCUACCUGGAGCAGCCUGGAGGCGAGGCCAUGAUCGAGUACAUCGUGCAGCAGUGCGCGCUGCCCCCCGAGGCGGAGCCUCAGAAGCUGGGCACCAACAGCGAGGCCCUGGCGGCAGACAGCGUGCGGGCCAUCAGUGUCAGCACCCUCUACCUGGUCAGCACCACUGUGGACAGGAUGGGCGAUGUCCUCUGGCCAUACCUGUUCGAGUUCCUCGUUCCCGUGCGCUUCACCGGGGCGCUGACCCCGCUCUGCAGGAGCCUCGUGCACCUGGCCCAGAAGAGGCAGGAGGCAGGGGCCCACGCCCUCCUCAUUCAGUACAACGGCAACGUGACCCUUCCAUCUCCCUACGCCAUGGCCACCAGGCUCCUGGCCGUGUCUUCCAGACCCUACCUGGGGGACGGUCGCGGGGCGGCCUCGCUGCGCCUCCUGAGCGUCCUUCACCGGGACAUCCAUCCUAUGCUGGGUCAGCGGUGGGCGACCGCCAUCCCCCUGCUGCUGGAGCACCUGGACGGAUAUACGGAGGAAACCCUGUCGCGGAAGGAAUGGGAGGAGAAGCUGCUGAUGUUCCUUCGCGACACUCUAGCUGUUGUGUCUGACAACACGUGGAUUUGCCAGCUGAGCCUGGAGAUGUGCAAGCAGCUACCCAGCUACAACGGGACGCCCCUGGAGAAGAACUUCCUGUAUAAAUGCAUAGGAACUACCCUGGGUGCUGCUUCAAGUAAGGAGGUGGUGAGAAAGCAUCUGCAGGAGCUGCUGGAAACCGCCAGAUACCAGGAGGAGAGCGAGCGUGAGGGCCUUGCCUGUUGCUUUGGGAUCUGUGCCAGCUCCCACCUGGAUGACACCCUGGCCCAGCUGGAGGACUUCGUAAAGUCAGAUGUGUUCAGAAAAUCCGCCGGCAUUUUCAGCAUUUUUAAGGAUCGGAGUGAGAACGAGGUGGAGAAAGUGAAGAGCGCGCUGAUCCUGUGUUACGGGCACGUGGCAGCGCGGGCCCCCCGCGAGCUGCUGCUGGCCAGGGUGGAGUCGGACAUCUUCCGGAACAUGUCCCAGUGCUUCAGCACCAAGGUUCUGGGGAUAAAGGUAGAGACCAAGGACCUGGGCCUGAGGCUGUGCCUCGCGCAGAGCGUUUGCAUGGCCAGCCAGGCCGUCCGCAGCAGCUCCCACGGCAGCUCCUUCCAGCUCCUGAGGAAGCCGGAGCUGGUGGCGCAGAUGAUGGAGUUCAUCAAGGCCGAGCCCUCGGACUCCCUGAGGACGCCCAUGCGGAAGAAGGCCAUGCUCGCCUGCACUUACCUGGCCUCCCUGGAGCCGGCGCUGGAGGGGCAGGCGCAGGCGGACCUCAUCCACAGCUGCCUGCACAGCAUUAUGGCCGUGCUGCCUGAGCCCGAGGGGGUGGACAGCCACCAGGAGCCCCUGUACCUGGACACCAUGCAGGCCCUCAAGGACUUACUGACAAGCCUCCUUCAGCGAAACAUGACCCCCCAGGGCCUGCAGGUCAUGGUGGAGCACCUGAGCCCAUGGAUCAAGUCCCCGAGGGGCCACGAGCGGGUGCGGGCACUUGGCCUAAGCGCCUGCCUGCUUCAGCACUUCCUGAAGCACCUGCACAUCAGCGCCCUGGUGCCCUUCCACAACCUGGGCCUCCUCCUCGGCCUCUUCUCCCCACGGUGCGCGGACCUAUGGCCUGCCACCCGCCAGGAGGCUGUGAGCUGUGUCUACUCCCUGCUCUACCUCCAGCUGGGCUACGAGGGCUUCUCCCGCGAUUAUCAGGACGAUGUGGUUGAGCAGCUCCUCACCCUCAAGGACGGCCUGGGGCACCCUGACCCCGCCAUCCUCUUCCACACCUGCCACAGCGUAGCCCAGAUUAUUGGCAAGCGCCUCCCGCCAGAUCAGCUCAUCAGCCUCUUGCUAACGCUGUUUGAGGGCCUGGGAGACCCCGACCAGAACUGUUCCCGAGCCGCUGCAGUGAUCGUCAACUGCCUGCUGAAGGAGCGGGGCCACGUGCUCCUGGAGAAGGUGCCCGAGAUUGUGAGCGUGCUGUGCUCCAAGCUGCAGGAGACCCACGGGGAGCACGUCCUGCAGGCCGCACAGCACAGCGUGUACGUCCUGGCGGCCCGGCACCAUGCUGCCGUGGUGUCCAGCCUUCUGGGCAGCCCCCUGCCCUUUGACAGCCACACCUGCACCCUGUGGAGGGCGCUGGCCGUGGAGCCCGGCCUCGCCACACAGGUCCUGGGGCUGCUCCUGGAGAAGAUGAGCGGGGACGUGCCGUUCAAGGAGAGCCGGGCCUUCCUGCUGAGCGGCGCACCCGACCGCGUGGCCACCCUGCCGCCCCUUGCGGCCACCUGUGCACUGUACGAGGUUGCGUCUGCCCCGGCGUCUGGGCCGGCGGUGCUGGAGCUCUACCCCCAGCUGUUUGCGGCGCUGCUGCUGCGGGUCAGCUGCACCGUGGGUGUCCAGCUGCCCAGGAACCUGCAGGCCAAGGAGAGGAAGAGCGCCAGCUCAGGCCUGGCCUCGCGGAGCCUCGAACCCUGCAGCUCCGCAGUGGAUGCGCUGCAGGCCGUGCUUCUCCGAGGCGGCAACGAUGACGUGGUGCAGCGCAUGGAACUGGAGGGGGGCUGGCAGCUGCUCAGGACCUCGGCUGGGCACGAGGAGGGCGUCACCCGGCUGGCCAGCGCCAUGGCCAAGUUCGCGGGCCCCCGGCUGCCCCUGAUGAUGAAGGCGCUCUUCGCCACACAGAGCAGCGUGUACGAGAUGCAGAGGGUCAGCUCCACAGCCUUCCUGGCCGAGCUGCUUAGCAGCAACACGGUGAACGACCUGAUGCUCCUGGAGUCCCUGCUGGACAACCUGCUGGCGCGGCAGAAGGACACGUGCGCCCGUGUGCGGAGACUGGUGCUCCGGGGCCUGGCCAACGUCGCCUCGGGCUCCCCGGAUAAGGUACGGGCCCAUGGCCCCCAACUCCUGACGGCCAUGAUCGGUGGGCUGGACGACGGGGAUGACCCGCACAGCCUGGUGGCCUUGGAGGCCAUGGUGGGCCUCGCGAGGCUGCUGGACCUGGUGGAGGCCUGGGACCUGCGCUCGGUGCUGCUGCACGUUGCCAUCCGCAUCCGGCCCUUCUUCGACAGUGAAAAGGUGGAGUUCCGUUCUGCGUCCAUCCGCCUCUUCGGGCACCUCAACAAAGCCUGCCAGGGGGACUGCGAGGACGUCUUCCUGGAGCAGCUUGUUGGCGGGCUCGCGCCCCUGCUGCUGCACCUGCAGGACCCCCAGCCCCCAGUGGCUGCUGCCUGCAGGUUCGCCUUGCGCAUGUGCGGCCCCAACCUGGAGUGUGAGGAGCUGGCAGCCAUCUUCCAGAAGCACCUGCAGGAGGGCCGGGGCCUGCACUUCGGAGAGUUCCUCAACACCACCUGCAAGCACCUGAUGCACCACUUCCCCGACCUGCUGGGCCGCCUGCUGAGCACCAGCCUGUUCUACUUCAAGAGCAGCUGGGAGGACAUCCGCGCCGCGGCCCCCAUGCUCACAGGGUUCCUGGCACUGCACGUGGAGGCUGAGCGCCGGCCGCAGGUGGACCUGGAACAGCUCCUGGCGGCGCUCCAGCUCCUGCUCAAGGACCCGGCCCCCGCGGUGCGCGUGAAAGCUGCGGAGACUCUGGGCCGCCUGGUGAAGUUCGCCUGAGGCUCCCGUGGCAGCGCUGCCCCUACACGCAAUACCGGCCUUGCCGGCCUGAACCGAACCUCUGAGAUGGGGCCCUAAGGAGCCCCCUGCCCGAGGGGAGCCCCCAGGCCCACACAGCAAGGGAGGGCCGGGGCCACGAGGGUGGGCACGUCGCUGUCCCCCCCCUCCCCAAUAAAGCCAUUUGCUGCUCAGCAGGUGCCGCAGUGACGUGGCCUCUCCUUCUGGGCAGGUCAGCAGGCCCCCUCCCCCGUUAGGCAUCCUGACUCAGAGAAGGUCACGCCAGCAGGAGAAACGCCUCUAUUGAGUGUCCGAGCACACACACAGCCCGGCCCCGCCUGCCCCGCCCGGGAAGCAGGGCCGCCUAGGUGAAGAGGCGGAGGGUGCCGUCGGCCCCGGCGGAGAAGACCCACGGCUGGGUGGGGUGGAAGGCCACGUCCAGCACCCCCAGGUCUUUGGUCAGGCUGUGCCCCUUCAGCACCUUCACCGGCACCAGCAGCGGGUUCUGCAGCAGGUCGCUGUGGGGAAGGGAGAGGCUCAGGACGUGGGCGGCACAGUCCCCCCGGGGUGCGGGCGGGCGGGCAGGCACCGGCACUCACUUGUACACCAUCCCGUGGCAGACGAUGACACUGCCGUCGUCGGAGCCAGAUGCAAAGAGCGGGUACCGGGGGUGGAAGGC